GACAAAACCUGCUAAUGAAAAUAUAGACACAAAGAAUUCAAUAUAUAAAAUAGACUGCGACUGCGUUAAAUGCUACAUCGGUGACUCAUCAAGAUCGGUUAAAUGUAGAAUGAAAGAACAUAAAGACUAUAUAUAAUAAAGAGAGAUAUCUUAAUAUCGCCACUAAGCGAGCAUGUAUGAGAAACAGGACAUAGGAAAAAUGGGAGGAAGUCUCAACACUACAUAAAGAGGAUAACAUUUACAAAGGGAAUGGACCGUGCAUUUUUUAUCCAGAUUCACUUUGCUCCAGAAAUGUGGAAAAAAGUGAGAGAAGAUAGGAAAUUGAAGAAUAAUGCUUAUCCAACAAUUUUCUCUUUCACUAAAGCCAAACCUAAGAGAAAGCCCCCGACACAAAGAGAAGCUCCUGCAAGUGUCUCACCUAUUGUUGUGGAUAACGAAGAAGAAAUUGUUGAUCCUACUUCUACAAAAAAAAUGACAGUUCCAAGUAAAUCACACUCUUUUGACUCCUCUGAAAGUCAAGUGUAUGAUGCUGAUAUGUCUAAAUCCCGGAUACCCUUUAAUACAUUGGGCAGUUGUUUUCAGGAAGCUCAAGUGAUGAAAGAACUAUGUCAGGAUCUGCUGUGAUAUGGAAAUACUUUGACAUAGUUUGUUCUUUGUUCUCAAAAUAUUAAUGUGAAAGAUUUUUUUGUUAAUGAAAUGAAAGAAAUAGUAGAUACC
Molecule: messenger RNA, 717 nt
Organism: Acanthoscelides obtectus
Lineage: Eukaryota; Metazoa; Arthropoda; Insecta; Coleoptera; Chrysomelidae
Source: the annotation of a GenBank genome assembly